This is a messenger RNA of Aspergillus terreus NIH2624, 1503 nucleotides long. RefSeq names its product arylsulfotransferase family protein. The record is from RefSeq and is a predicted model, not a curated record. The transcript has 3 exons. NCBI's taxonomy places the organism in Eukaryota, Fungi, Ascomycota, Eurotiomycetes, Eurotiales, Aspergillaceae. The coding region runs from base 1 to 1503 and encodes 500 amino acids.
AUGUGUGAUAGUCGUGCCGAUCUGAGGGGCGAGGACCAAUGUACCCUGUUGCUUUCGCUUCAAGGCCGUCGCCGAUACCUUCCCCUUCAAGACCUUCACCACCGGGCCGUGGGUGCCUCCGCUAUCGAGGUCACCAAGUCCGGCGAGACCGAUCCCGGAUACAUCUUCGUUGGACCGCGCGGGAACCAGGCCAAUGGAACGGCCGCGUUGAUCUACGACGAGAAUGGCGACCUCAUCUACCAGGGUCCCACCGAAGUCACCGCCAACUUCAAGGUCCAGAAGCUGUUCAACGAGGACGUCAUCACCUUCUGGGCCGGCAACAUGAUGGACCUGGGCUUCGGAUACGGCACCGUGCACAUUCUCGACAACACCUACCGCGAGAUCUACACCGUCACCCUCCAGGACAACUUUGUCUCGCCCGACAACGUCGCUCGCGACUCCUACAUCGAUCUCCACGAGAGCCACGUCACCAACCGCAACACCCUGCUGGUGACCGCCUACAACGUGACCCAGCAUGACUUGACCCCUAUCGGUGGAAAAGUGGAUGACUUCAUGCUGAACGGCAUGUUCUACGAGAUUGACAUCGCGACCAACGAGAUCAUCCACUCCUGGAGCGCCCUCGACCACCUCGAUGAGAUCCCCCUCACCAAAUCCAAACAGGGUAUGGCUGACGACCAGGGCACGCAAGAGACGCCCUGGGACGCAUAUCAUAUCAACUCGGUGGAACUCAUGGACGACGGCUAUAUCAUCUCUCUGCGUCACUACUGGUCGGGAUUCUACGUCCACAACAACGGUUCCGUCAUGUGGCAGUUCAGCGGUGAGAAAGGCGUCGGGGACUUUGCGAUCGAUGACAACGGGGUGUUCUCCUGGCAGCACGAUAUCCGCAUCUACAACGAGACCGACGACAGCAUGGUGCUUUCGUUGUUCAACAACGCCAACACCCCUACGGAUGAGGUCGCCGCGACCACCGGUCUGGCUUACGCCGUCAACAAGGUGAACCGCACCGCGACCACGAUCCGCGUGCUGAGCGACUCGGAUGAUGUGAUCCACAGCGUCAGCCAGGGCAGCUAUCACCUCAUGAGCCCGCAGAGCAACCACGUCGUCAUGGGCUACGGUUCCAUCGCCAAGGUCAAGGAGUUCGACGCCAACAACAACGAAGUGCUGACCGCCAAAUUUGGUGACGACAACGCCGUUGCGUCGUACCGGGGUUACAAGUGCCCGUGGAAGGCCACUCCCUUCUGGAGCCCGGCCGUGGUGGCGGAACGCACCUCGUCCGACUCUGCCCGCAUCUACAUGAGCUGGAACGGUGCCACCGAGUAUGAUAACUGGGCCAUCUACUCGGCUCCUUCGGCGGAUUCGACUAACAACAACUUUGUGACCUCGGUUUCUCGGGCCGGCUUCGAGACAUCCGCCGACGUGGGCAGCCUGAAGACCCCUUACAUCCAGGUGGUGGCUCGCAAGGGCCAGGUUCCGCUCGGUACUUCCGAGAUUGUGACUUUUUAG